CAAAGGAGGAAACAUGGCGGAAAACAAAGGAGGCGGCGGCGGUGGGGACGCGGCUGCCGAGGCCGCGCCGGGCGGCGGCGGCGGCCUGGAGCCUCCCGCCGCCUCGCCGUCCGCCGCCGCGCCGCCCGAAGAGCGCGAGAGCCCCGGGGCGGCGGCGGCGGAGCGCGGCGGCGGCGAGGCCGAGGCCGAGGCGGCGGCGGGGCCCGGUGCGGCGGCGGGGCCCGGCCCUAGCCCGGUGCCGCCGCUGACGCCCGCGGCUCCGGCGCCGUUCUCGCUGCUGGACACGUGCGCGGUGUGCGCGCAGAGCCUGCAGAGCCGGCGGGAGGCCGAGCCCAAGCUGCUGCCCUGCCUGCACUCCUUCUGCCGCCGCUGCCUGCCCGAGCCCGAGCGCCAGCUCACCGUGCCCGUGCCCGGCGGCGCCAACGGCGACGUGCAGCAAGUGGGUGUGAUCCGCUGCCCCAUCUGCCGCCAGGAGUGCCGCCAGAUCGACCUGGUGGACAACUACUUCGUCAAGGACACCUCGGAGACUCCCAGCAGCUCCGACGAGAAAUCCGAGCAGGUGUGCACCAGCUGCGAGGACAACGCCAGCGCCGUGGGUUUCUGCGUGGAGUGCGGCGAGUGGCUGUGCAAAACGUGCAUCGAGGCGCACCAGAGGGUCAAAUUCACAAAAGAUCAUAUGAUCAGGAAAAAAGAGGACGUGUCUUCGGAGGCCGUGGGAGCAUCUGGUCAACGUCCUGUUUUCUGCCCUGUCCACAAACAAGAGCAGUUAAAACUUUUCUGUGAAACCUGUGACAGGCUGACAUGCAGAGACUGUCAGUUACUGGAACACAAAGAACACAGGUACCAAUUCCUGGAAGAAGCUUUUCAGAACCAGAAGGGGGCAAUUGAGAACCUGUUGGCCAAGCUUCUUGAGAAGAAGAAUUAUGUMAACUUUGCAGCUGCCCARGUUCAAAAUAGGAUAAAAGAAGUAAAUGAAACCAACAAACGAGUAGAGCAGGAAAUCAAAGUGGCUAUAUUCACCCUCAUCAAUGAGAUCAAUAAAAAGGGAAAAUCUCUCCUGCAGCACCUUGAGAAUGUGACCAAGGAGAGGCAGAUGAAGUUAUUACAGCAGCAGAACGACAUCACWGGGCUGUCACGACAAGUGAAGCACGUGAUGAACUUCACCAAUUGGGCCAUUGCCAGYGGCAGCAGCACUGCCCUGCUCUACAGCAAACGGCUGAUAACGUUCCAGCUGCGGCACAUCCUGAAGGCGCGAUGCGACCCCGUCCCGGCUGCCAACGGAGCCAUCCGCUUCCAUUGUGACCCCACCUUCUGGGCCAAGAACGUCGUCAAUUUGGGUAACCUGGUCAUCGAAAAUAAACCAACCCCUAGUUACACUCCCAAUGUAGUGGUUGGGCAAACUCCUCCGGGGACAAACCACAUCAGCAAAACUCCAGGACAAAUCAACCUGGCCCAGCUUCGACUGCAGCACAUGCAGCAGCAAGUGUAUGCCCAAAAGCACCAGCAGCUGCAGCAGAUGAGGAUGGCCCAGCCAUCUGCAUCMGUGCCCAGGCAGAGCAGCCCUCAAGUCCUGCAGCAGCAGCCUCCCAGGUUGAUCAGCAUGCAGACCAUGCAGAGGGGUAACAUGAACUGUGGGGCUUUCCAAGCACAUCAGAUGAGAAUGGCUCAGAAUGCUGCUCGUAUUCCAGGAAUCCCACGCCACAAUGGACCUCAAUACUCCAUGAUGCAACCUCACCUUCAAAGACAACACUCCAACCCCGGCCACGCCGGGCCCUUCCCGGUGGUUUCCGUGCACAACACCACCAUCAACCCCACCAGCCCCACCACGGCCACCAUGGCCAGCGCCAACCGUGGCCCCACCAGCCCCAGCGUCUCGGCCAUCGAGCUCAUCCCGUCCGUCACCAACCCGGAGAACCUGCCCUCCCUGCCUGACAUCCCUCCCAUCCAGCUGGAAGAUGCUGGUUCCAGCAGUUUGGACCAUCUGCUGAGCAGAUACAUCACAGGCAGCCACCUCCCUCCCCAGCCCACCAGCACCAUGAAUCCCUCCCCAGGACCUUCAGCUCUGUCUCCAGGGUCAUCAGGUUUGUCCAACUCCCACACUCCAGUGAGGCCCCCCAGCACCUCCAGCACCGGCAGCAGGGGAAGCUGUGGCUCCUCAGGCAGGACUGCUGACAAAACUGGCCUGAGCUUCAAGGCUGACCAAGUGAAAGUGAAGCAAGAGCCGGGCACAGAGGAAGAGAUCUGCAGCUUCUCAGGAACAGUAAAGCAGGAAAAAACAGAGGAUGGCAGAAGGAGUGCUUGCAUGCUCAGCAGCCCCGAGAGCAGCCUGACACCCCCUUUAUCCACCAACUUACACCUGGAGAGCGAGCUGGAAGCACUGGGGAGCCUGGAAAACCACGUGAAGAUGGAGCCAGCAGAUCUGAGUGAGAGCUGCAAGCAGUCGGGGCACAGCCUGGUGAACGGGAAAUCGCCCGUGCGCAGCCUCAUGCACCGCUCAGCCCGGGCUGGGGGAGAGGGCAACAACAAGGAUGAUGACCCCAACGAGGACUGGUGUGCUGUGUGCCAGAAUGGGGGUGACCUUCUGUGCUGUGAGAAGUGCCCCAAGGUGUUCCACCUCACCUGCCACGUCCCCACGCUGCUCAGCUUCCCCAGUGGAGAGUGGAUCUGUACAUUCUGCAGAGACCUGAGCAAACCUGAAGUGGAAUACGAUUGUGACAAUUCCCAGCACAGCAAGAAGGGGAAAACAGCGCAAGGCCUGAGUCCUGUGGACCAAAGGAAAUGUGAACGUCUCCUGCUCUACCUGUACUGCCACGAGCUGAGCAUUGAGUUCCAGGAGCCAGUCCCAGCCUCGAUACCAAACUAYUAUAAAAUCAUCAAGAAACCAAUGGAUUUAUCCACAGUGAAGAAGAAACUGCAGAAGAAGCACUCCCAACACUACCAGACCCCUGAGGACUUCGUGGCCGACGUCCGAUUGAUCUUCAAGAACUGUGAAAGGUUUAAUGAAAUGAUGAAAGUUGUUCAAGUUUAUGCAGAAACACAAGAGAUUAAUUUGAAGGCUGAUUCAGAAGUAGCACAGGCAGGGAAGGCAGUUGCAUUGUACUUUGAAGAUAAACUUACAGAGAUCUACUCAGACAGGACCUUCCAGCCUUUGCCUGAAUUUGAGCAGGAAGARGAUGAUGGGGAAAUAACUGAGGACUCCGAUGAAGAUUUUAUACAACCACGUAGGAAACGCCUAAAAUCAGAUGAGAGACCAGUGCAUAUAAAGUAAUCUAAUGAUAUGGACCUAAAGUUUAUUGUAAAAACUGUUAUUUAAGUGUUCCUGGAAUAUUAUCAUGCCUGCAGUGGCCAUCUUGAAGAAGCUGAUAGCUUUUUAAACAGUAUUAGAGAACAAAAAACACUUGUACAGAAAAACAUUCGCAUCAAAAGGGGAAAAAAAAAAACUUAUUGUAAAUUUUUGGUGGUUUGUAUUUUUUUUUUCCUUGAUUCCUUGCUAUAUUCUUUCUUUUCCUGACGGAGGGGACCCCCCACUCAUCCUGGUCUCACAGACAGAGGUGGAGGAAAGCUGAAGAGCAGCAGAUUUAUAAGAGAUGUUCCGUGGACAGAUAAGACUGUGUUCUGCAGGACUGGACCAAUUCAGUGGCUGCACCUUGUGUUACACCUCGGUGUAAACUGUGAGCAGAGCUCCUGAAACCCCCUCCCCGUGCCCACCCAAGUGUGUGUUGCUCAUUGCUCUGAUCAUCUCAUCCGAGCAGGAUUGUGAAUAACUCUCUGUGUCCAUCCAGUCGUUGGCGUUUUGCUUUCGUUACUCCCAUUUCAUGUCGAGCGAAAGGAGAAAGAAAGAAAGAAAAAAAAAAAUCAUUAAACUGUUCUGAAUUGGCCAGUGCAGGAAUGUGAGGUUUUGGCAGAUGAAAGGCUCAGCUGGUGGCUACAACCUCUUUCAGGAUGAUGAGGUGUAAUUUAUUCAAGUCCUGUACCCAGAACAUUUUAAUGGCGUUUAUGGCAGAAGUCUCAGCGUUGUCACCUGUCCCUGACCCCCUGACGAGGCAGAAUGUUCUCUCCAGUAUUCAUUCUCUAGUUUUCUGUACUUAAAAUAUAGACUGAAGAGGUAAUAAACUGGUUGGGGUGUUUUUCCAGUCUUCCUAAAUAUCAGUUUCUAAUAGACCACUCGGCAAACAAUAACCUAUUAACUACCAAAUGUGUAAAAUUUCCUGUAUUCACUUUGUCUUAUUUGUAAAUAGUGAAUUGAGAUUUCUUGCAGAUCAGCAACAUUUGCUGAGCUGUUUUUAAGCUAAUAUGUAUUCUUAUUGAUUGUUCCUAUCAAGAAAAGAUUUGUAAUAUAUGCUAUUUCUAACAUUGCAUUCAUUUUGGAGGUUCUGUCUUAUUUUUUUCUUAGAGUACUUCUCAGAACUUUUCUUCAGAWGCAGCUUGUGAGGGAAAUUUCCAGAAAGAUUGGCAUCAGCCUGAGUUUGGGUUGCCUGUCCAUCCGUUUGAACAAAGCACUUGCACAGGGUUUGGCCUUGAGUGGUUUUUGGUCAGAUAGUGAAAWUUGAACAAUUUCCCAAUUCCCUCUGUAAGCCCUGAGGCGCCUCUGCAGUGCCUYCCCCUUGCACUGCCUCCAUCCCAGCAUUCCUGGUUAGAAAUCAUGGAAUCACGAGGAGUUCCAGCUUGAAGAGUUGGUUUCUUUGCUGGCACCAGUCAGUACUAGAAAGAGCAAAUAUAAUUCCUGGCUUUCUGAUCUUGUUAAAGUUGGAGAGUUCGUAUAAACCAUGAGCUCGAGUUGUUGGAGUCUGAAUUUGCCGUAAUUUGCGGAUCCAGCGAUUCCGUGGGGGAUCCCGGGGGUUUGGUGUGCUCAGCAAUUCCUGUGACACUCUACACCCUUCACCCUGGUGGGAAAGGGAAAUAUUUUAGCACAAUAUCCAAUGGAGAAACGCUCUCAGCAGUUUUUAUGCAAAUCACUGCGGAUUUGAUUUCUUUUGAUAAGAACCGGGGCUGUGGACCUUGGAGUUCUCCCUCUCUGGCAAUAAACGAAGGGGACUGAAGGUGUUUGUAACUUCCAGCUCACUUCUUUACUCAAAUGUUACACUUCAACCUCAAACCUGGGUUUGUUUUUAUCUCUCAGAUGUGAACGGUGCCGUUUUAAGUUUUCUUUUUUACCAGUUUGUCUGUGAAAGGAAAAAGGAAUUCCACUUGGACGUAUUAAAUGGACAAAGAGCAACAACUUUGCCCGUGGCAAGGCUGAACGUGUGUGAAUAGGACCUUGGUAGUGACAAGGGAUCAUUUCAUGGCUCUGUGUAUUGCCUGUUCAUGAAUUUCGAGUUCCUCAGCUUCAUUUUGCAAAAGGAAUAUUAUUAAAAUUAUCAUGAUAAUAAGAUUUCUGUGAACUUCUCUUCACUUGGGGCUCCCGUUUUUGUGGUGCUUUGGUACCUUCGGGCUUCUUCACUUUUUGAGCUAUUCUGUGGGCACUGCAGAGAGCCUGAGGCUUGGCCAGAGCGUGGGGUGGGCACAGGGGAUCCCAAAUGAAGCAGGGGGGACCCUAAAAUGGAGCAGAGUGGGAUCCCAAAAGGAGCAGGGAGAUCCUAAAUGGAGUAGGGGGAUCCUGAAUGGUACAGAGUGGGAUCCCAAAAGGGAGCCAAGUGGCAUUCCAAAUGGAGUACAGGGAGAUCCCAAAUGGAGCAGGGGGAAUCCCAAAAGGGAGCAGAGUGGGAUCUUAAAUAGAGCAGGGUGAGGUCCUAAAUGGAGCACAGGGGGAUCCUAAAUGGAGCAGGGAGUUCCUAAAUGGAGUAG
This is a messenger RNA of Malurus melanocephalus (red-backed fairy wren), 5784 nucleotides long. It is a transcript of the gene TRIM33, whose product is annotated as tripartite motif containing 33. The coding region runs from base 14 to 3268 and encodes 1084 amino acids. NCBI's taxonomy places the organism in Eukaryota, Metazoa, Chordata, Aves, Passeriformes, Maluridae. The record is from RefSeq and is a predicted model, not a curated record. Gene Ontology annotation, molecular function: protein binding; zinc ion binding. The transcript is spliced from 20 exons.